CUUAUUUAUGUUUAUCUCGCGGCAGGAUAACUCAAAAAUUGUGAUAUGUGCAUUUCUAAUAAUUUCAUCGUACUCUAUUUUACGGGAUUAACCUUAUGGCAAUACGGUGUACUCUCGGAUGUACUUCUUACGACAAUUGGCAACAAAUGUAUUACAAAAACAUCAUCAGCAAUAAGUUUUAACGAAAAAAUCACAGACGACACACAUUCGCAUCUAGUGAAUAUAGUUUCAGAUAUUGUCCCGAAAACUGAUUUGAAGUCGGGAAUCAACUGCAAAUUAUACAAGGGUGAAAAAUGUACUUCGAAAUAUAUCCGCGGCGUAUGGACAUUGCAAAGUUCUCUAGAUGACAUCCAAGGAAAUCAAGUUAUAACAGAUAGAAGAUGGGAAGCAUUUCCUUUGUAUUUGACCAAACAUGUUGACGAGUAUGGCAAAAAGCUUCUUUAUCAAAAAAUUGUAAACAUAAAAAAUGGCUCCAAUUUUGACAUUUCAUUGUCAAUACGAAUUCAACACGAAGCGCAUAUCUUCUUGUGUGACGGCGAGCAAGUUUCGAAUUCGAACUGCUAUUGGGUCAUGUUGCACGCUUGGAAAGGCAAAAAGACGGCACUGAGAAAAUGUGGAAGAAAUUUUAUUCAAGAAUUUUACAAUGGUCAGCAGCCUUCAGAACCGUGCAGCAUUAUUAAAUUUCAGAAAACGCAUGAUUUGUACGAUCACUACCUGCACGAAGACAUUUGGAAUCAUUUCGUCUUAUCGAAAAAGAAUGAUCGAAUUUUAUUUACACAUCACCAAGGAAAAGUUAUCAUUGAUUACACUGAUAAAGAACCGAACCCUUUUCAAAUAUCUCAUAUGGUUGUUCAUAGCAAAAGCGUUAAUGGAUUGUGGAAAAUACACGACAAUUAUCAUCUUCAUUCGAAGAGUUGCUUCGAGAAUGAGCCAUUAGGAAAAAGUUUUAAAAUAAGGGGAUCACAAUCGAAUUGCAUCGCAAUGUUUAUUGUAAUGUGCAGCGAUUGUCAGCUAAAUUUAAAAAUAAAGACGACUGAUGGACAAAUUUUAUACGACACCACAUUUGAAACCAGUGACCAAAAAUGGAAAGAAAUAAAAAUGAUUUUUACUACCAAUAAAUCCACACAAGGUAAAAUUCAUGCAAGUACAAAUUCUAAGCACUCAACGUCAGAAGAUCGAUUUUGGUCAAUAGAUGAAUUUAGAGAAUGCAAAGAAAAAGAGUAUAGGAUAUUAAAAACGGAGAGCAACGACUGGAAAUGUCAAAUGGUCGGAAGCGAGUAUAGCCUGAAGUCGGAAAGCAAUCCCAAAAAAAUAAUAAUAUCUAAUUCAAGUAAUUUAGAUUGCCCCGAGUAUGUCUUCGGGCAAGAUUGCAUACCAUGUGGAUUGAUUAAUGACAACAACGAUGAAUAUUGCCAAUUAAAUGGCUACUGCGAGUUAUACAGCAAUGGCAACAGAAAAUGUUCAUGUACUGCUGGUUAUUAUGGUGAUGGAGUUGAAUGUUUAGCUUGCCCCAGGCAUACAUUUGGGCAAAAUUGCCAGAAAAGUUGCGGCCAUUGUGAAGAUGGAUGUAAAGGGUCAUCGGGAGAAUGCUUAUCAAGAAAAUGUUUAGAGAAUUACAUCGGCCCGAAGUGCGAUAUCGGGCUAUUUGAGUUUAGGCACAAUCCCGCUGUAUCCGAAAUAUACUACGAAAGCUGCCUAGUCACAGUACAAAAUUUCGAUGGCAACGGUGUUAGACCGUUCUAUUACAAAAUUGAGUAUAAACGGGUUGACGCGGCGAAUUGGUAUGCCGAAGCAGAGACGCAAUUUUUUCAUCCUCGUACGUGGCGAAUCAAAAAUCUCACUUCCGACACGGAAUACGAACUUAGAAUUAUCGCUUUUAAUACGCAAUUGGAUUUGGACGUGAUAGAGAAACACUACCAGAUCCGACCCAAACUCUCAGUAAAAUUCAAAACUGACUGCGAAGCGUUAACCAAUGACUUGAUCAAGAUAGCCGUAUCGAACACUACGGCCGAAAUAACAUUUAAUAGGAGGCCGGAAUCGUGUAACAUUUUAAAUUAUCAAUUAUCGAUGGACGGUCAAAUAUUUCCCUUAAACCAGUCCAAAUGUCUGCUAGAGUCGUUACGGCCAUUUGCCUACUACACUUUGAAUGCAAAAUAUGUUGAUAAUGGUACAACCGACGAUAGAAAGAAAUUUAAUAUAACGUUUAGAACACUCGAAGGAACUCCCGGCGCAGUAGAAGAUGUAAUUUAUAGCAAAAAUACUGUUAAAUGGAAAAAACCUCAACGAGAAAAUGGCGUGAUCCUUUAUUACAAUGUUGACGCUGAGCUUAAAAAACAUAAAGCCUGUUUGAUGGAAGAAAAGUCCUUAAAAACAGUACAUUAUGCGACUAAAAACACGAGCAUUGAUUUAGUUAAUGCAGAGCCGUAUUCAAUAUAUGAAAUUAAAAUAUCGGCAAAUACAAGUGUUGGAUAUGGAGCUGAAACCACAUCAGUGGUGGAAACACCUGAAAGAGAUAUAAUUGAAUUAGAUGAAAUCCCUGAAAUUGAAAUACAGCCAAAAUUGUCACAGGUAAUUUUAAUCCCAAUAGAACGAGACUGCAAAAAGGUGAAGGGGUCAAUAUUUAUCCAUCUCAAAGUGAAUUCUACAGAAAAAUGGUGCCUUAAAAACGAAGUAUCAUUGAAAAUCGAUCAAAAUUUCGCACAUACUAUAAAUGAUUUAGCUCCAUAUUGUAAUUAUUCUGUUCAAUUUUGGUUCUUUCGUGAAUCGGAGGUUGAUUCAACACUAUUAUAUAAAUCAAUUAACGUGUCAAGAUAUUUUAGAACACAAGCAUCAGCAUCGGAACCAAUUAGGAGUUUGAUGGCUACAUCAACAACAUCAAAUUCAGUGUGUUUAAGAUGGUUGCCGCCAUAUCCACCCACUGGCGAACUGUCAGGCUAUAAAGUCGCUUGGACAAAUUUCCGUGGUUUUGAAGAAAAAUCAAUAACGAUCAAACCCAGUCGAUGUACGAUUUGGCCUGAUUAUCACUGUUGGUGCAUAAUAAACUUAAAGAAACCGAAUGAACGAUACCAAGUCGAGGUUUACGCCCAGAACACUUCCCCAAAAGUGUUUUCGCCUAGGACAGUUAUUUCAUUCAUUACAAAGGAAUCAGAACCCGAUCCACCCUACGAUUUGAAAACAGAAUGGACAGACGAAAAUGAUUUAGUUAUUAAAUGGAAACACCCAAACGCCACUAACGGGAUCCUAGUGCAGUUUUCGGUUUUCGUUGAAGAAAUGGUCACCAAUUACAUGAUAAAAUCAGAAGAAGAAUAUCAACCUGUCUAUGAAAUGAUUCUGAGAAAUUUGACCUUACCCGGCAUAUACGAAAUAAAGAUAAGGGCAAUAAAUUCGCAAGGUUCUUCCAUACCUUUAACUGGAAAGUGCUUGAGCCCUCCGCCCAUGCCAGAGACCCCAAUUACUUCGUUGGCUAUUGUUGAAAAAUUCACAAUAAUGAUCAAUUUUUCCCGAAAAGCAAAUGAGAGUUUCGGAGAGAACUAUGAAACAUUCUUGUACAUUCUUAUCUCUCGUACACCUGAUGUAAAUUUGAGGGAACUAGAAGAGUUCAAGGUAGGUCUAACAGCCCAAAAAAUCAUAAAACUGAGAAACUAUAAACUGAUAUUCAAUAAUUCUGGGAGAUAUCCUACAGAAUUGUCAUUGCCAAUUAGCGAAAUCAACGAUAACAAUGCGAGCCUGAUUUAUGGAACGGAUUACAAAGUUGCCGUCUUUUUCGUAAACGAAUGUAAUGGCUACGUACGGAUCAAGAGAAAAAUAUUUACAGUAAACAUAGAAGCUACUCAAUCUGAUAGUGCCUUGUAUGCUUUAAUUCUCCCUUCUGUGGUUGCAACACUAUGCGUCUUCCUAGGCAUCAGAUGCAGAUCCCAAUUGUUAAAACGCUCUACUGCCAUAAUGAAUCAAUUUAGAGAAUCUGCUGCAAAUGGGGAAAAUCCACCAAGAGAAACGCAGGCUCUAGCGAUACCGAUAAUUAAAAGAAAAGUAGAUGUCGCAAAAGUAGUGCGAACAGACAUUCCGGGGGGACCGACGUUUGAACCAACAAAUUCCUUACGAGUUAAACUAUCCGAUUUCAAAGAUUACGUGAAGACCGCAAUCGAAUCCGGGGAAUUAGAAAAACAGCAUAAUCUAUUUCCUAGAGGGCAGACAAAGCCUUGGGAGUACGGAAUUCUUCCGGUUAACAAAUCCAAGAAUCGAUACAACAAUCUCAUCGCAUAUGACCACACUAGAGUGAUACUGGAGAAAAAUGGUGAUCAGUUUUCUGAUUAUAUAAACGCCAACUAUAUAGACGGAUAUCGCUUCCCGAAGGCUUAUAUUGCAACACAAGGUCCUAAAAAUGCAACAGUGGGCGACUUUUGGAGGAUGGUGUGGCAAGAAAAUGUUAAAUAUAUUAUAAUGUUAGCUAACAUAUUAGAGGGAGGAAAAAAAAAAACAGAAAAAUAUUGGCCAGAACUCAAUCAAGAAGACAAGUAUGGAGACAUUACGGUAAUGCUUUUGAGUUCUGAGAUCCACGCCAAUUAUGACUUAAGAAAACUAAAGAUUUAUUACGAAAACGAACAGAGGAAGAUCGACCAGUUACACUUCAAGGCUUGGCCAGACCAUGGCGUUCCGUUGUAUCCGCAGUGCUUGGUGCCAUUUCUUCAAAGGAUGCUUACAGUUCCAUAUACAUUUAAUUCUCCGCUUCUUGUACAUUGUAGCGCCGGAGUUGGGAGAACUGGAACGGUGAUAUUAUGCGAUAUUUGUUUACGUAUGGCGGCAUCAGAAGGAUUCAUAGAUAUUUUAGGCAAUUUAGCACACUUGCGUGAACAGAGGCCAAAUAUGGUCGACAAUAUAGAACAAUACAAGUUGGCACACCUACUCAUUCUUGAGUUCUUAUUCGGCUGGAAGACGAACAUUCCUUGCGAUUCGGGGUUUUCCAGCGCCAUUCAAAAAUUUCUGGAUACGGACUUUUUGCAGAAACAGCUGGAAUAUAUCAAGGACACGGAAUGGCAAAAUGAUGCGAUGAAAACUGUCGCGGAAACGCAUAUGAAUAUUCCCGUCCAAAAAAAUAAAAAUAGAUUUUCCCAUAUUAUUCCAGAAGGCCCUUGCAGAGUAUACCUUUCUCCAUACCCCCCGUCGGAUUUAACGUCGUCCUAUAUAAAUGCAGUACGAGUAGAUGGAUUUUGUCAACCGGGUCGAUUUAUAGUAACCCAACAGCCUAUGCCAAAUACAUUAGGGGAUUUUUGGAGACUGGUGGUUCAGAGAAAGUGCAAUAUCAUUAUUUCCUUACAUGAAAUUGACUCUAAUGAUAAUACUUCAAUACCAUUCUGGUCCAAUGAUGAUCUCAGGAUGACUCCAGUAGAUUUCAUUAGGAUCGAUUACGUAAAAAGUGAAGAUUUGCAGAUGUAUAGCGUGACGAAAUUCGAAAUGCUCAUUAAUAAACAUGAUAAAGAGGAAAAGCAGAGCAUCGAGUUAAUACAAUUUAAUGGUUGGAAAAACAACAACGUGGUACCCGGAAAAAUAGAAGACUUUGUUUUGUUCGUCGGGCAGAGUACAGCCAUCUCAAGAAAAUCCAAUCCAGUGAUAGUCACGUGCUACGAUGGUGCCAAGGGCAGUGGCUUGUACGUCGCAAUGUCGUUCCUCAUUGAAAAAAUUAAAUUAGAACAAGAAUUUGACGUUUGUCAAGCCAUACGAAGCAUCAGAAACAGCAGGAAACAGUUUGUGAAUUCAAAGGGAAGAAACUUGCUGAUCAUCCGGCUGAGACUAGGAGAAACUUGAACGUCCCAAAAAAUAUAGCACUUCCCUCAGCAAAGAUCAAGUCAUAAUUGUUUCAAGUUAAAUUACCAUGAUGCCCAUAAAAGUGGAUAAAUUCGAUUUCAUUAUGGAGUGAUACCUUAUCUCAGAACCUGUUAAAUAUACCAGAAAAAUGUAGAGACAAAAGUUGUUUGAAUAUAUAUUUUAUGUUAGGUAUGAUAUCAUUUAUCUAAGUUUAACCUUUUCUGACAUAUUUUAAAUGUUGUCUUCUAAAGUGUUGAACGUUAAAAAUGUAAAGGGCGAAAUGAGCAAAAGUCGGUUUUUCAGUUAUUUUGUCGAAUUUAAAAAAGGAUCACUUUGUAUGAGGUUUCCUAUUUGAAAAAAAUGUAGAUUCUGAAAUGUUAGCAACGAAACCUUUUUGGAUUUUAAAAAUGCUAUGAGAGCAAGAUUGCUUUGAGGUUGGAAAUAAAUGUUUGACAGUUUUAUGCCAUCAAAAUAACUAGUUAUAUUUUACAAAUUUACAAAAAAAAUAUCUCAUGUCUAUACAAAAUGCAGAAUGUACUAAAACCAAAUAAAUACAAUAAAUGCUAAUAUAAUAUUUUUUAUAAAAUUAAAAUUAUUCAAUUUUUCUAUUAUGAACUUUCAGAGAUUUAGCAACCAACAUGGCCGCUGACAGAUGGUCAACAAAUUUCUAUAUGUCCUUUUUACGGCUGUAUUUUCCUGAAAUAUGCCUAGAUCUCGAUAAAUGUUCUAGGAAAACAAGUUUGUGUUGUGUUUGGAACGAAAAUGUGAAGGUUAGUGAAAUGCGCGGAAAAUCAUUACCUUCUCUACGAAAAUCUCAAUGCCGCCUGCGGCGCAUCAGUUUUUACCAUAGUAUGGUCACUACAUUAUCUCAUACCUAUUUGGCUACAAGUGAUAGAAAGGCUCUGCCUAUGCCGAUGAUACACGAACCAUCCAGCAAC
Molecule: messenger RNA, 6740 nt
Organism: Cylas formicarius (sweet potato weevil)
Lineage: Eukaryota; Metazoa; Arthropoda; Insecta; Coleoptera; Brentidae
Product: receptor-type tyrosine-protein phosphatase delta-like
Exons: 38
Coding region: 46-5802 (1918 amino acids)
Biological process (GO): protein dephosphorylation
Molecular function (GO): protein binding; protein tyrosine phosphatase activity
Source: RefSeq, a predicted model, not a curated record